GGCACACGGAAAGUGAUUUAAAUUCAAAUUAGCAAAAAUGGCGAAGAUUUAACAAGCGUCACCACCAUAAUUGUCAGAGUUGUGCUACGUUGCUCCAAGUGGUUUUGGUUCGAUUUGUACGUGUUUGAGGCAAGAGCGCGACUGGCAGCCCUGCGUUUUUUCUUUUAUGUCGUAUGCUUCGCAUCCCGUAUUCCAACAUGGCGGUCGAAAAUUUCCGAAACUUUUGUGUUUUGUUUCCACGCCGUGCCGACUGAAAGUGUUUUUGGGCGCGUAAUUUAGGCCCAAAGUGAGCGAAACCCGGUGCAAAAGUGCGCCAAAGUGACGCGGUACGCGGUGGGACAGUGCGUGCGGCGUAAAACGUGGAAUUACACGGUGAAAAUCGAUUAGACCGCUAUCGCGUCCCUUUUAACCCGCUGAAAUCUUCUGGUGAGUGUCGCGCGGGGCGGAAAAAGAAGAAGUUUGGCGUAACUUUUUUAUUCGCGAGCAAACUCUGGUUCGAUUUGAACUGUGCGUGUCGAGUUGGACGUUUAGAUGGGACAGACAAUCACUGUAUAAGAUGAACAAUUCUUAUGGAAACAUUGUGUACAGUGGUCAAAUAGGUGAAACUCCCGAACUGCAAGGUCAAGUCGAACAACACCCGCAUCAAGCUAUUAACAAUCAUCAUUAUCAGCAGCCGCAGCAGCACCAGUAUCAACAGGAUACGCACAACGGUCUGAAGGAAGGCUAUAGCCAGGAGAGGGAAAGCAUCAUCGCGAGCAACACUCACGCGCAAGGUGCAGCAGCAUACCAGGAGCCGGAGCAGGUGAAGUCAGCAACGAUGGAGAGUACGGACGAGGUGAAGAAUCACGACGGUGAGGAGGAGAUUGAGGAAAACCAUCUCGAGGAGGAGCAUUUGGACCCGGAAGAGCCGGAAAACGAAGACGGAAAGGCGGAAGCUGAAGAUCAAACCGAAGAGACGAAAGAGAACGACGCGACGGAUGCGAAAGCGGACGAUGAAAACGGCGACGCCAAGGAAGCGGAAGAGGACGCAAAAGACAAACCGGAUGGUGAGGAAGACGACAAGAAGGCAGUCAAAACUGAGUCCAAAAUUGAUGACGACGAUAAGCCGCUGAAAACUCGGCGCCGAGAGGGAGGAGAACCAGCAGAUUUGGAAAUUUGUCGAGUGUGCACAUCGAAGGAUACGCUGUCGGAUAUUUUCGAGUUUGAUAACGACAUGAGAAUAAGUGACAUAAUCCUCAAGCUAUGCCCGGCCGUUCGGAUAACUGAGCGAGAUCACCUGCCGCACAAGAUUUGCAAAGGAUGUGUGGAAAAGGUCAAGAUCGCGCACGAGUUCAGAAUCACCUGCGAAAACACCGACAAGGAACUGCGGAAAACACUCAAGCGUAGCUACAACAAGUCUCGCCGGACGACAGACUUUGUCAUCGUGAACUGCCCCAUGUCGGACGGGGAGGACGACGACGACGAACCGCAGGACGAUGACGAGUACAAGGUGUCCCAGUCGGAAGUCGAGUCCGAACCGGUCACGUCGGAUGACAGCUUCGAACCGUCGAGAACAAAAAUCAAAAAGACCCCCAAGAGACGCGGCCGCCGUCCGAAAAACGAAUCCAGCGGUGCCGGCUCGGAAGAAGUGGUGGUCAAACGAAAGCGCGGUCGACAGCCCGGAUAUUCACCGAAAACUGGAAUGAUCAGCAACACCCCCAAGCGCGGCCCAGGUCGUCCUCCGGGCCGUCCUGGACGUCCACCAAAGUCCGCGUCCAAAUCUCCCGGACUGGCCAACGUGGUGUACAUCGAAGCUCCUGACGGCAGCUCGUCCGAAAGUGACGACGAUAAACCGAUCAGACCCCGCAAAACCCACGACUGCAACAAGUGCGACGAAACGUUCAAGACCGGCGUCGAGCUGAAGGAACAUCUCCUUACUCACAAGGGCGAUCUCUUCCCGUGCACCAAGUGCGACAAAACGUUCAAGUCGAAGGUCUACCUGUCGAACCACCUGGAACGCCACGACCAGGACGACAAAAAGCGCGAGGAGAAGAUGAAGGCGAAACAGGCGAAAAAAGAAGCCAAGCGGCAAGCGGAACUCACCAAGCGACCGUACAACAAGCACUCGUCCGGCGGAAGUGCCGAGAAGAGAAAGAAAAUGGAACCCUCGCCGGCCAACAGCGGGCGCGAUCUGUUCAAGUGUGUCGCGCCGCUAACCUCCACCUACUGGAGCGAUAGCUUCUCCGAUUAAAAUGGUGAAAAAGGAGUGAGCGGUCGGGCGGGCGAGCGAACGUCGGGACGGGUGUACAUUUGGACUGCUGGAAGUUUGAGGACCGCCGAUAGCAUGCCAACCGGGGAGACGACGAAAAUUUUGUUUAUUAUUUCUUUCUUAUUUUUUUAAAAUUCGAACAUGGGUGCCAUCUUGAUCGCCUGCGACUGCUGCACUGCUGUGUGAAGAGUGUUGACGUGUGUGCGUGCGUACGUGGGAGGAUUUUCAACACUAUUGUUUCCGGACGCGAUACGUUGCUGAAAGUUUCUCCCCCUCAGCGGAUUCGAGGAUUUGGCGGUUGGGUUAGCUGGACGUCUGGACGUGGCACUAUACAAUAGACUGUAAAUAAUGCUGGAGGAUUUUUUUUAACUGGAAGGAUGAGCACAUUAACUAAAUUCAGUGUUUUAGGAAGGUACUUUUUGCAGAAUAUCUAGCGUGUAAGUGAGCUUUGCAGAGAAAUGUUUCUUUUCUGAGGACACGGGGCAUUGAUUCACCGCUCUUGUACUGGAUACAUAUUAAUGGAGAUCUUAACCUUUUCACGAUAUUAGUUAUUAUUUGCAGCAGCUCCCCUUCUCUUUAAUAUAUUUGAUUUCACAACUAAUGUUUAACACACACACAUCUACACAUGAACUAACAACACAAAUAGAUAGAAAGAAUCGAUUUACUGAUGUCAAUCAUUUAGGUUUUAGGUUUAUUCCACAUCUGAGCAGAGUAACCGAUAAGAAACAGGCAUUGAAUCAAACAAUACAUUUUGACCGCUUUCCUUUGUUUUCCCAUGCUGCGUUCAAGCUGUUCUUUCCUGUCACAAAAUCCAAGAUUUGUUUGCUUUAUUUUGUGCAAUGCCCAGCAAAGAAAAGAAACCGAAAUACCGGACAGAUAUGAACUAUAAGCACCUUGAUAGAUUAGCAUUAUUUUAAAUUGAGCCGUAAGUCUCCAUUUCAUGAUUAUAAAACGAUUGGAUUUAUCUUUACAAACCGCAUUCAAUAAAUAAACAUAAGACUAGUGAAA
Messenger RNA from Culex quinquefasciatus (southern house mosquito), 3256 nucleotides. Its product is annotated as hepatoma-derived growth factor-related protein 2. Gene Ontology annotation, cellular component: nucleus. The record is from RefSeq and is a predicted model, not a curated record. Bases 557 to 2230 code for a protein of 557 amino acids. Gene Ontology annotation, molecular function: zinc ion binding. The transcript has 3 exons. NCBI's taxonomy places the organism in Eukaryota, Metazoa, Arthropoda, Insecta, Diptera, Culicidae.